Tuber aestivum (summer truffle) is the source of this 1551-nucleotide messenger RNA. Lineage: Eukaryota; Fungi; Ascomycota; Pezizomycetes; Pezizales; Tuberaceae. The record is from the annotation of a GenBank genome assembly.
ACGCACAGAGCGAGCAGGGCUCAGCCAGCGCAGCUACCGGUAUCGGUACUCGUAUCAUACAGGACGCCGACGACAGCUCCAACGGAAAAACAUGUGGGCGAAAGAUCUAAUCUAAUCUACCGAUGGCAUGGCCGUAUCAUACCGAAUUCCUCAAGGGUUUGUUGGAUCCUAUCCGCGCAGAGCAGCAGCAGGGCCCAGCAAGCACCUUAUGCAGCCGUGUAAAAAAGAAAGUAGGCAAGGGUUGGGAAGGGGAGUGAAAAAAAUAAAAAAUGAGCGAACGGAAUAAAAAAUGAAGGACUGGAAAAAACAAAUGAAACUAAAGGUACUGUACGGUACACGCGAAGUGGUGGAGUGAUACCGAACGCUCUCUCCGGACCUGCUCAUCCUUCCCUCAACACCCUCUUCCUCUCUCUCCCUGCUGCUCCGGCUCCUGCCUACUUUUACCACCACCACCACCACCUCAUCCUCCUGUUCAUUACCACUACAAAAGCUCUUGGUCUGCGUGAAAUUACUGUACUCUACUCGACUAACCUCAUCCUCUGCGUUUGUGCUUAUCAUCUCUUCAGCACACUCACCCCCCCACCGCUCCCCAAGCCGCAGUCUUCUUCCUUAUCUUCGGUCGUACUUCCUCCAUCACCUAGGCCUUUUCUUCGUCUUGCUUGCUCGCUGUCCUCGAUUCCUCCACUUCUCCCACGAUCUUCGCCUCCGUCCUCACAAUGCUUCUUCCUCCCCCAGACCGCCGCGAGUUGGCCCCUGCUCUGCCAUCCGCCACACAAACCGAAACGGAUCCCUCGGUGCAAACAUCGAUCCGUCCAGUGAGAGUUCCAGAUGGCACACUUAGGCUUCGUGGUGGCCCAGUCGAGAGCAGGCGAGUAAGAUGGGACGCUGAUGUUAUUGACAAUGAAGGCAUGGGGAAGAAGAAAUCGAAAGGUUUGUUUCACUAUGUUUCCAUAGAUCAUCAAACUGUCGCCCCGCUCUUCAUGUGCAAACAACAACGCUAUAGGUAUGGGAGCUCUGAACAUAAGCUGAUGUCUUUCCGUAAUAGUAUGCUGCAUUUACCACCGUCCCCAUGAAUACGACGAGUCCUCUAGUGAGAGCGAUUCUUCCUCCGACGAAGACAGCGAGGAUGAAGGCCGUGGCCAUGCUCACAAUAAAAAUUGUGGGCAUGGUCCCAAGAGAAGUUCUAAGGGGAAGUCAAGAGACAGCAAGCGGGCACCCAGUCCGAACGCAUACGAGAAGAUGCCAAAGCCUACGAGAAAGAAGCCGGCAAAUUAAAUUCUGAUUUGGAUAUCAGAGUCAACAACCUGCUAGAAAAAGCCAGGCGGGUGGGACGGUGGGAACGGUGGGGUGGGAUAUGCAUUUGCGGAUAGAAAAGGCUCGGGCAAAAAAAAAAGGGAGACUCAUAUGAUACCUCUAAUUUCUUCGGGUCAAUUUUUUUUUCAUGAUCCCCUUCGAUUCAUAUUUUACAUUUUUAUUUUCAUGUUCUGGGGUAACUCUUAAAGGCGUAUUAUUAUGAAUGCAUUCAUUAACCUUCUUACACUCGUUUUGUCC